AUGGCUUCCGCACAGUUUUCCACGUGUAAGCAUUGUCCAUCCGACAGGCAGUUGGAAAUUCCAAAGUCGCAACAUCAAAAUCAGCAGGAUGAUGAACUAGUUCAGAAAAUGAAACAGCGCAGACAUCAAUCAAAAUCGUUGAGGCAUCAACGGAAACAGCAUCUGAGAAACAAAACUGAAAAUGAGACGAAAGGAAAAAAAGCCGAGAAACCGAUGAAAUAUCGACAUAGAUUCGGUCCUCUCAUUUGCCAGUAUGGAAGUUUGGACGGUAUUCACAUGAGUUUCAAGCAUGGAACAUCACUGGUUAGAAGACCUGUCGAUAAAAAUAAUUUUGUAGUCAAUGGCAAUGGUCAAAAUCAAAGUGGUCAGUAUCGUGCCACACCUAGUAGUGUAUUCUCUAAAAUCCACUACAAUUACUCAAGAAUGAAGUUCACAAAUAGCAAUUUCGGAAGAAACAAUCACAAAAUGACAGCGGAUGCAAACAACAACAAGGAUGACGUCAAAACUAAAAACAAAACCAGCAAAUAUAACGACAGAUGUUACACCAACAACACCAACGACGACACGGACUUCCUCAACAUCAACAACAACAGAAGUGUUCUCGAAUUUGAAAAAUCAGCCGUCAUCAGAAAAAUUAUCUUUGAAUCAAAAGAUGAUCGCGGACUUGAAUACGUCGAGGUGCAUACGACCUCCAACGUUAACAUCGUCGACAUCAUCAGAAGCGACUUCAUCAACCUUGCUCGCAGCAGAAGCAACAAUUUCGCAACAUCCACACCCAUCAUCAACGACAAAGAAACAAAAGGCAGCAAGCACAACCAGACUGAAAAAUCCAGUUUGUCCAAAAAAUGCGGCAGCACGUUUCUCCCACUUAAAGACAACUUCAACAAAUUUGACCUUUCAGGCAAUGAUGAAAAAAGCAAAGCUGAAUGUGAAAAUGACAAGAAAGAAAACAACAUCCCUGUUUUGAAUAAAAUUAAAAGUGAUGAUAACAUUAACGAUAACAUUAUUGUUCAAACCAAUUUUCCAAACAGGAUCACCAAUGCAGACAAACACAGAAAUCCAUCGAGCAAGCAGGAGAAGACAAUGGAACUCGACAUAUCCUUGAACAUAAUGAUGCAUAAGCUGACGGACAAAUGUUUGAAAAAUAUGGGAAAACCAUUUAGUUCAUUGGUGCAAUAUCUGAGCAACAAAGACUGCAACAACAGAUCACCAUUGACAAAACAGAGCAGAUUUAUCAAGCGUUUCUUCCUGGCCAAACAUCUCGUCAACAGCUGCGAAACUUCCGGAUUGUACAUUUCCUGUCUCCAAUCCUGCUCAGGCAGGUUACUGCUGACAUUAGACAGCAUCCUUCCCACUUUCAAGGUCAACGUCGAUCACGUAGGAGACAUUGAAAACCAUUUUUAUUGGCUGAUGAAAGUUACAAGUGAUUGGCAGUUAGCGGAAAACUUGAAAAAAAUUAUGAAAAAAGAAAUUGGUGGAUCCAAAAAAGUAGAAACUAUUGCUAAUGGGGACAAAGAUCUAUUUCCGGUCAGGCACGCCAUUUUGAAGGCAGUAAGUCGUCUUCAAAAACUCACAAGAUGUGAAAAUUUGGGUCGACUUCAUUGGGAAAUUUUCAAAGAAGGUCAUUCAUCGGUGCUGGUGUUUGUCAAUGAAAUUACUGUUGCAUCAUCACCUCGGCCAUCCUUAUUUUCUCCCUCAUCAUCCUCUCCGUCACACUUGUCCUCGUCACCUUUGACCUGGAUGCCCAUUGGCGACUUAUCGUCAUCACAUUCAUCGUCAUCUCCAUCAUCGUCCAAGUCAACUUUAUUGAAGUACAUAACAUUGAAGAGUUUGGACAUAUUAUCAACGAGUGAGCAGCAGCAGAUGGAGCAGGGCAUGUACAUCGGCUACUUGAAGCUGGCAGUUCGUGUACAGGGAUUGGAUAUCCUCGUCUCCAAACAACAUCUUUCAAGCCUCCCUUGCAUCAAGGUCGACGGUGAUGAUGGUGAUGAUUCCGAUGAAGAUGUCAAGAUGGUGGUGAAGUACACCAACGUGUUUGAUGAUGGAGAUGGUGCUUCAAUGAGAGACAACAGCUUCAAAAAUAUGCUACAGACAAAAUGCCAUCAGCUCAUUGAUACCGUCACUACAGAAACAGCUGCUUCAACUGAAGCUGUUGAAGAAGAAGAAGCUGAUGAACCGACCAUUCCAACUGCUCAUCGACUCCACAAGUUGACCUUCCCCUUGAAACAUCACGUGAACAUGACCUUACUCGCGCCACAGGCUUCCCUCGUGUGCUCACCUCUGCAGGGCAAGCUCCCUACUCCUCCGCCAUCUUGCACUUACCUCCCAUUCAAAACAUUUGAAAUGCUCCACCUCAACACCUACCAGCCACAAAUCUACCGGAAGUAUUGCCAGUUGUCGGCCAUUUUAGAUUUGGUUACGGAAACCUGCAGACGCCGCAAGAUACGACUGCAAGAUUGUGAGGAGAGCGAAUCACGCGACGACAAACUGGCCGAACUGUUGGAGCUUUCUAAAAUUCUACAAAGCAUUCAACGAGAGAUGAAUGAAACGUGGACCAAACAUCGCUGGAUAGGUGACGUCAUCAGUCAAGCCCGUCUGACGUCAUCAAAAGAUUACGUAUCGUUGGAAGAGCUCUUUACGAAAUAA
This is a messenger RNA of Helobdella robusta, 2646 nucleotides long. RefSeq lists its product as hypothetical. The record is from RefSeq and is a predicted model, not a curated record. The coding region runs from base 1 to 2646 and encodes 881 amino acids. Lineage: Eukaryota; Metazoa; Annelida; Clitellata; Rhynchobdellida; Glossiphoniidae. The transcript has a single exon. Gene Ontology annotation, cellular component: spindle. Gene Ontology annotation, biological process: establishment of mitotic spindle orientation; regulation of establishment of bipolar cell polarity.